Ceraceosorus guamensis is the source of this 1722-nucleotide messenger RNA. RefSeq lists its product as hypothetical. Gene Ontology annotation, biological process: poly(A)+ mRNA export from nucleus. The record is from RefSeq and is a predicted model, not a curated record. The transcript is spliced from 3 exons. NCBI's taxonomy places the organism in Eukaryota, Fungi, Basidiomycota, Exobasidiomycetes, Ceraceosorales, Ceraceosoraceae. The coding region runs from base 324 to 1304 and encodes 326 amino acids. Gene Ontology annotation, cellular component: nucleus.
CCUAGAUUCUUGAUUCUGCAGCUGAUUCUUGAUUCGCGCGCAUGCAUGCAACGCCCCCGAAGAGCUUUGUUGCGUAUAUGCCCACCGCAGAAGAGGCGUGCGUGCGUGCGUGCGUGCUGGAUCGCGUGUGCGUGUAUAGUGUAGCCUUCACAACUCCGCGCCGACCGCUUGCUUCUUGCCGUGUCAGGGUCACAUUCACGAUCAGCUAGACUCAUGACUAUUACAGCCCCCUCACACACGCACCAUAUACGCGAUUCGAAGGCCACUGACUGCUGUCCCAUCUGGAUCCGCGCUCCCCUCCCCCUCACACGCUCACUUACAGCAUGGAGUCCAAAUUGCAAUCCCUCAAGGUCACCGAGCUCAAAGCUUUGUUGCAACGAGCAAAUCUGGCACAGACUGGAGUGAAAGCGGAUCUCGUUGCAAGGCUAUUAGAAUCCCACGCCAAAGGAUCGCUCAACGGCUUGAGCUUGGAAAGCGAGUUGGGCUUGCAGAAUAGCGCGGCAGCUGCUGCUGCUGGUGGUGGUGGUGGUGCAGGCGUGCCAGGGAGCAUCAAGGAUGGACCCAACCUGCUGGGUGCGGACGACGACAAGGCGCAAACAGAGUCGGACUUGGUAGGAUUACCAAACGAAGCGUCGGAUCCCGUCAAGCCUGAUGCGCAACCCGUCGCUGCUGCCGCGACGACACGCGCCGUGGACGCCAAAGCGAGCGAAGAGGAGACAAAGACGUUCCUGGCGGAUCUCACCAGGCGCAGAGCUCGUCAGGCGAGGUUCGGAGAGUCGACGAGGGAUCUGGAUGCUCAGAUUGAGCGCAUUCAAAAGUUUGGUUUGGAGAGCAACAGCGCAAAGGAAGCUGCUGCUGCUGGGCCCGCUGCGUUGUUGAGCAAGGGCUUGGAUGAGAUUGGCAAGCAGAAGAAGGAGGCGAGGAGAGCUGCAGAGGUGCAAAAAGUGGACGGUAAAAAGGGUGGCGUGGCAUUGGAUAAGGCUCUGAGCGCGACAAAGCCGAGCAAAGCAGGUGCUGCCGCUGUCAAGAAGGCAGAGACUCCCGAAGAAGCUGCAGCUCGCAAAGCGCGUCAAGAAGCGGAUGAAGCUGCCAAGGCCUCUCGCGCAAAGAGGUGGGGUUUGCCAGAGCCAGCGAAAGGGGCAUCGUCGGCGGGUCAAGUCGACGCAAAGAAAGGCGCUGCUGCUGCCGCUGCAGCUAUCGUCGCAGCUGCACCUGUGGACCCGCUGGAGGAUGAAAAGAAGAGAAAGAGGGCUGAAAAGUUUGGAACGGGCGCACCUGCAGAGAACAAGAAGGUCAAGAGUUGAAUUUGGGGCGAUCGAGUCGAUGCGAAUGGGGGGCCCAACGUGUCCGACUAGCCUAUCGAGCAAAAGAUUUUGCGGCAACCAUUACCAGUCGCUCCACUCAGCGGCACAGACAAAAUGUUGACGGGCCACUUGUGCUCGUGAAUCCUUGCAUCUCCCUAUUUUGGGAGAGCGCAAGAACAACGCGUACUCCUUUAUAUGAAGCGUCAUUGUACAAUCUUCAAUCUACCACAACUUCAAACCAUGACGCCGUGGGGGGGGGCAAGAGCUGUAUUCGGACCCGAGAGUGCGCGCAUGUGUGUAGGUGUGCGCCGCUCCUUUCACGCUUGCGCUUGAGAAUACACGAUUCGCACCUCGAAAUUUACAAGGAUUCGAGAUGACCAUCUCGACCAAACCUCGGGCUGCAGCAGCUAGGCGGACC